Molecule: messenger RNA, 2542 nt
Organism: Prorocentrum cordatum
Lineage: Eukaryota; Dinophyceae; Prorocentrales; Prorocentraceae
Source: the annotation of a GenBank genome assembly
CGAGGAAACCAGACAAGGAGCAUGCGUGUCGGGCAGUGCAAGCUAAUUGGCGUCCAAGUCAGGUCCCACAGACCGGCUCGGGCCUCUUUGGUUCAAUGUUCUCCCGGGAGUCAGGCCCUUGAGCGCUCCUGGGGAAGGGGAGAAUGACGCAGUCGGCCAGGAACCGCCGCGGCGCCGGAGCAUCCGAUGCUGCCUCUUCCAAGGCGGGGGCGAGCACCGGUGGCACCAGUCGGAAGGAGGGCCGCGCGGCAGGGUCCACCAGUGGGAUGGCGGCCUGGGCGCUGCCCCUGCUGUCCGGGCUGGUGGGACUCUCCGUGGCGGAGGCUCUCCGGAAGCCCGGGGGCCUCUUCGGCAUGCCCCUGGCCGCCCUCAUCUCAGGCUACGCGUACGGCCCCGUGGGCGGAGACCUCGAGCGCUGGCUGUGGCAGCAUGGUGGGUGGCCAAACGCGUACGUCGCCCCCGUGGCCAAUGGCGGCCGAGGGCUCGUGGCUGCAUUCGACCUCAGCCCCGGCGAUCAGGUGCUGUACGUGCCGAAGCAUCUGCACCUGCGGCUUCCCGGCUCCUGGGAGAGGCGGGCCCGGAUCCCAGGCGAGUCCGAGGGCGACGCCAAGAACGACGGCGAGUCUCACGCCCUCGGCUCCCUCUCGCAGAGGCUGCUCGAGGAGGGGCGGAUGAUGAACGAGUCCAAGUGGGGCCCCUACCUCCGGAGGGUGCUGCAGCCCGCGGACGGCCCCCCAACCUUCAACCUGCUCAUGUGGCCACGGGAGGCCGCCAACCUCGGUAGGAUGCUGGUGCCGCAUUACGUGAGGAAGCUGGACACGGCGCUGCUGCAGUCAGACUCUGUGGAGUUCCGCUCGUCGCUGCGGCACACCACCUCGCGCUUUCAUGGUGGAAAUGUGACAAUGGGAGACAUCUACGUGGUUCCCAUGGUCGACUUCAUAAACCACGCGACCCCGAAGGAGGCGAAGGCCAAGGUCAAAAUUGCCGGCACAAGCGGCAUGGUUGUGGAGGCCUUGUCGCACAUCAGUGCUGGCGAGGAAGUGACCAUCACCUACGGCGAGCUGCCCAAUGCGCACCUGCUGGUAGCCUACGGCUUCAGCCUGGCUCAGAACGGCAUGGGCUCUCAGGUCUUCUUCGUCGACCCGCUCUCGGAUGGCGGCGACAGCGACUGCAAGUGGCUGCUGCAGCACUUGGCCCCAGAAGGCAAUCUGUACCUGUCCGACAUGAACAGCCAAGUCUCUGAGGAGGGCUGGGCUUCCUGCCUUCGCGGGGUCCAGGUCCAAGAGGAUCCCGACCAUGGGCAGAAGCGCUACCCCGUGCCGCUCGGCGAGGCAUGCCGCAGCAGGGCGGCCUCCAUCCUCGCCGCACUUGAAGACGUCGCCCAGGUGCUCGAGCGCCAGGUCUGGACUCCGCACGAGGCGUCCGUGCUGGGGCAGCUCCAGGAGGUUGCCGGGACCGAGCUCCGGGCCAUCCAGCUCUGCGCGGGCGAUGCCAGGACCUGAGCUGCGGCUGCGCCGGGCGUGCAGCGCGGCGUCCGAGUCCUUCUCGUCCGCGCUUCUGCCAAGAGACCCUCAGGGAACCGCGCGACCGUCGGCGCGACGUGCCUGAUUCAAUAUUCUAAGUGAAUACUCUCCCAAACCCGUGCUGUCCUGGUGCUCGGGACCGAUUAUUCGCGCUUCGCGGUUCGGCUCCGAUCCCUCAUCCUCCUCUUCUCCCCUGGGAGAAGGCGCGAGAGCGCGAAGUUAUUCGCACUUCGCGCAUCGCGCCUCCUCCCCCUCCUCCUCCUACGGCUCACUGGAGUCGAGGCUCUUUAGCUAUAUAGGUAGCUAGAUCGUGAGCGAUUCGCCUUGCCUUGGCGUUUUUUCUCGAGGCUCUUCGCUUGCCCGCAGAGACAACGUCGCGAUGUUGUUCCCUCCCCCUCCUCCUCUCCCCCUGCCCUCGCCCAGCAGCUCUGAGGCCGCGCGCCCGCGCGAGAAAUCCUGCAGGCUGUCCAGCGCGCGGCGUUCCCGCCGUCGCCCGCCGAUUUUUUGCUGUUUUCCCCCUCCCCCUCCUCCUCCCUCCUCCCUCCUCCUCCUCCUCCUUUUGACCUGCUGAGCCUAAGGUCUUGGUUCAGCUGCCACCGCGUUUCACCACGAGAGUUCUUUAUCGCGCAUCUUUGUUACCCGAUGUGGUUGUACAGUUAUCUUGGCUAUUUGUAUACUUCUAAUGUCCACGCUAGCCGGGUGGACGCCGGCGUGUCGCCACUUCGGGGGUAUACUCCCCUCGUGAGAAAGCGCGAAGUUGGGAGCCCUUGUGGAAGCGGCGAUGCAUCGCCGACGGCCGCCAUGAAGCAGGCCCGAGGCGCCUCGAGGAGCGACGGGCCCCGCUCCCGCGCGGGCAGGGCGCCGGUGCGGGGACCGCGCUGGGGCCUCGGGAGGGGGUGCGCGCCUUCGGGCCGCCGCAUCCGAGAUCCAGGCCGUGGAGCCCCCCUCUCCGUGGCCCCGGGCCGCCGACGGCCAGAGAGGCCCUCGGCGGCAAGCGAGGGCGAGAGGGCCUUCCCAGA